Molecule: messenger RNA, 3440 nt
Organism: Salarias fasciatus (jewelled blenny)
Lineage: Eukaryota; Metazoa; Chordata; Actinopteri; Blenniiformes; Blenniidae
Gene: top1b
Product: DNA topoisomerase Ib
Exons: 21
Coding region: 81-2387 (768 amino acids)
Biological process (GO): chromosome segregation; DNA topological change; DNA replication
Cellular component (GO): chromosome; nucleolus
Molecular function (GO): DNA binding; DNA topoisomerase type I (single strand cut, ATP-independent) activity
Source: RefSeq, a predicted model, not a curated record
AUCCCGAGCCCGGCAAUCCCGACCAGCCGCCGCCUGCUGGGACGAACUUUACCUGCUUCUCAAACAAAAAGCAGCUGACCAUGAGCGGAGAUCAUGGGCGCGGAGACUCUCAGGUCAAUUCUGGAUCUAAAGGAAGCGACGCUCACAAGCAUAAAGAUAAGCACAAAGACAAGGAACACAGACACAAAGAUCACAAGAAAGACAAGGAGCGAGAGAAAUUCAAGCACAGCAACAGUGAACAUAAGGAGUACUCCGAGAAGAAACACAAAGACAAAGAGAAGCUGAAGCACAGUGACGGCGGCUCAGACAAACACAGAGAGAAACACAAAGAGAAAGACAAGGACAAAGAGAAGAGGAGAGAUGAGAAGGUUCAGUCGUCCCAUUUAAACAAGCCUAAAAAGGAGAAAGAGAACGGCUACGUGAGAGGCUCCAGCCCUUCGAUUAAGAGCGAGCCUGAAGAAGACAAUGGUUUCUACCCUUCCCCCCAAAACAACAAGAGCUCCAAACGGGAGUACGACGAUGAAGAAUGUGAAUACAAACCCAAGAAAGUGAAGGCGGAGCAUGACAAGAAAGCCAAGAAAAGGAAACACGAGUAUGAAGAAGAUGAGGAUGAGGAGGAUGUCAAGCAUAAAAAGAAGACAAAAGACAAAAAGGUAGCAGAUGGAAAGAAAGCCAAAAAGGAAGAAGAGGAGAAAUGGAAGUGGUGGGAAGAAGAAAGAUCCACUGAUGGCUCCAAAUGGCGUUUUCUUGAACAUAAGGGUCCCGUUUUUGCUCCCCCUUAUGAACCCUUACCUGGAAAAGUUAAAUUUUAUUACGAUGGUAAACCCAUGAAGCUCAGUGCUCCUGCUGAGGAGGUGGCCACAUUUUUUGCCAAGAUGUUGGAUCAUGAAUACACCACAAAGGACAUCUUCAGGAAGAAUUUCUUCAAAGACUGGAGGAAGGAAAUGACAUCGGAGGAAAAGUCAACGAUAACUGACUUGAAUAAAUGCAACUUCAGCGAGAUGAGCGAGUACUUCAAGGCCCAAUCAGAAGCUCGGAAACAGAUGUCGAAGGAGGAGAAACAGAAAAUCAAAGAGGAGAACGAGCGGCUCCUCCAGGAGUACGGAUUCUGCAUCAUGGACAACCACAAGGAGCGGAUCGGGAACUUUCGCAUCGAGCCGCCGGGCCUCUUCCGAGGCCGGGGCGACCAUCCGAAGAUGGGCAUGCUGAAGCGCCGCAUCAGACCCGAGGACAUCAUCAUCAACUGUAGCAAGGAUUCCAAACACCCCAAACCUCCUCCAGGAACAAAAUGGAAAGAGGUGCGCCACGACAACAAGGUCACCUGGCUAGCGUCGUGGACGGAGAACAUCCAGGGCUCCAUCAAGUACAUCAUGUUGAACCCCAGCUCCAGGAUCAAGGGGGAGAAGGACUGGCAGAAGUACGAGACGGCGCGGCGUUUGAAGAAGUGUGUCGAUCGCAUUCGCUCCCAGUACAGAGACGACUGGAAGUCCAAAGAGAUGAGGAUCAGACAGAGAGCCGUCGCGCUGUACUUCAUCGACAAGCUGGCGCUGAGAGCAGGGAACGAGAAGGAGGAAGGCGAGACGGCGGACACGGUGGGCUGCUGCUCGCUGCGGGUGGAGCACAUCAAGCUCUACCCCAAGAUGGACGAGCAGGAGUACGUGGUGGAGUUUGACUUCCUGGGAAAGGACUCCAUCCGCUACUACAACAAGAUCCCCGUGGAGAAGAGGGUCUUUAAAAACCUCCAGUUGUUCCUUGAGAACAAGCAGCCCGAAGACGACCUCUUCGACCGGCUCAACACUUCUAUUCUGAACAAGCACUUACAGGAGCUGAUGGACGGACUCACGGCCAAGGUCUUCCGUACCUACAACGCCUCCAUCACCCUCCAGCAGCAGCUCAAGGAACUGUCAUGCUCCGACGAUAGCGUCCCGGCUAAGAUCCUGUCUUAUAACCGAGCCAACCGGGCAGUGGCCAUCCUCUGUAACCACCAGAGAGCUCCACCCAAAACCUUCGAGAAGUCCAUGCAAAACCUCCAGACCAAGAUCGACGAGAAACAAAAUCAGCUGUCGGCAGCCAGGAAGCAGCUGAAGGCGGCGAAGGCCGAUCACAAGGCCUCUCAUGACGAGAAGAGCAAAAAGGCUGUCGAGGUGAAGCGUAAAGCUGUGCAGAGGAUAGAAGAGCAGCUGAUGAAGCUUCAGGUGCAGGCCACUGACAGAGAGGAGAACAAGCAGAUCGCUCUGGGAACCUCCAAACUCAACUACCUGGAUCCCCGCAUCUCUGUUGCAUGGUGCAAAAAAUAUGGCGUUCCCAUUGAGAAGAUCUACAACAAAACCCAGAGAGAGAAGUUUGCCUGGGCCAUAGACAUGGCUGAGAAGGACUAUGAGUUUUAAAGACGCGUGACGCUCAGACCUUUUCUACGCCUUGGAUUGUAAGCUGGUUUGUCGUUGAUGUCAAAUGAUUCCACUGUGUGGUUCCUGCAGGGCUGUGAAGGAGGAGGAGGAGGAGGAGGCGAAGGCUCGGCCGAAGCCGUGACGGCGGGUCGAUAAUCAUGUUGUACAUAUGGAUUGGUCGUGUAUCGCAAAUCAACUUCUCAACCAUUUCGAACAAGCUGCCAAACUCUCCGGAGAUAAAUUGACAGUAGUGUGUAUGUAGCCGCAGCUUUCUGCCCAUGACCCGACACCGACGAACACAGUAGUAUUAUCUUUUCUCAGAUAAAAUGUACUGAAAUUUGUAAGCCAUCAGAUUUAUCAAGAAAUUCUAUAUUGUCAUAGAAUAAUGAAUUCAUAAAUGUUUGUAUGAGGGACUGUGAGAAAACAACCCAAUAUGAGGAAUUUCAAGAUGUGACAGUCUGACGACAGUGUGGAGAGUAGAAACCUUUAGCACUAUGCUCACAGAAUUAUUAGCACACAGAAUGUCAUCUUUUUUUUUUUCCAUUUAGCUUGAGUUUGCUGUUUAUUUCAGGGAUGUACAUAUUUUCGGUCCUUUUCAGUGACUAAAUUUCAGUGUUUUUUAAAAUGUGUGUUGUACGCAUCGUCAUCUAAAAGGCUCUUCAUUGCUGAUAUGCAACCAUGGUGUGUCUGUCUCCUCAGUUUUAUAAUGAACAAAGUGUAACACUGAUCACGGCUACUUGAACCAGCUAAAGCGCAGCGUGUGUUUUAUGUGCCAGAGCUAUAAGAAACUGUUCCUCCUGUUGACAGAAGGGUGUGGGUUUAACCAAAUAAUAAUAAUAAUAAUCACAAAAAUCUGUCAUUGUGGCGUGCCGUUUUUGUAUUGCUGUGAUAAAGCAGAAAGUGUCUUUGAACUGAUUUCCAAAUGUGAAUGGAUAUUUUAACUUUAAUUAAUAUUCCUUGUUAUCUGAUCAUUUAUCACAUCAUCUGAUCCCAGUGGGUUGAAUGCUUAUUGUUUUGAGCUUUGUAGUUUUCACAAUAAAAACGUCAACCUUG